This is a messenger RNA of Drosophila arizonae, 265 nucleotides long. RefSeq lists its product as uncharacterized. NCBI's taxonomy places the organism in Eukaryota, Metazoa, Arthropoda, Insecta, Diptera, Drosophilidae. The record is from RefSeq and is a predicted model, not a curated record.
AUGAAGUUGCUCAUUAUCUUUGCUUGCCUGCUGGGCCUCGCACUCAGCCAUGAGGUGCUCUACACGCCUGGCUAUACCUACUAUAGCGCACCUGGACUGGCCUAUGCCUUGCCUCUGGCCUACACCCGACGCCUCAUCUCGCCGGCCUUACAGUCGCAGGUGUAUCACAGCGUGGAGACAGACAACUCCUAUCAGCAGCAAUAUCGUGCUGACUACAAGCCGCUGACCUAUGAAUAUCUCUUCUGAAAAAAGGGGGAAAUAAUUA